AUGAAAUCGAAAUCAAUUGAAUAUAUUGGUGAUUUCAAAGGAAUAAAAGGUGAUUACCAUAUAUCAGUUUGUUAUGAUGGUCAAGAUCAUAUCUAUUUAGUGAAUGGUUAUAAUAUAAAGAAUAGAAUUGAUCGAUUCAACAUCAAGACAAUGAAAUUUGAAUCAUACUAUCAAUUAGAAAUUGGAUAUAAUAUGCAAGUAUCAUCAAUGAUCUUCAAAGGUUCAUUAUAUUCAGUAUCAUACGAUCAAAAUAAGCUAUUUCAAUUCGAUUUAACAAACAGAACGAUAACAGAUCACCAAAUUGAUAUUUCACCAUGGUCAGCAUGUCAUGAUAAGAAUGGAAAUUUCUUCAUAUUAGAUUCAACAAACAAUCAAUUCAUCAAAUACAAUGUUGAAACCAAACAAACAAUCAAUCUCAAUGCAAUUCCUCUAACAAAUUUACAGUUUUCUAAUUUGAUGUAUCAUCGAGAAUCACCAACAUCAAGUUAUAUCUAUUCAUUCGGUGAAUUUAAUGAAUGUAAUUUCAAAUAUUCAAUCGAAUCCAAUCAAUGUGAACCAUUCUUUAGAGAUAUUAUUAAAAAAAAUAGAGAGUGGUGUGCAUCUACAUCAAUUACCAUCUAA
This is a messenger RNA of Heterostelium album PN500, 621 nucleotides long. RefSeq lists its product as uncharacterized. NCBI's taxonomy places the organism in Eukaryota, Evosea, Eumycetozoa, Acytosteliales, Acytosteliaceae. The record is from RefSeq and is a predicted model, not a curated record. The transcript has a single exon. The coding region runs from base 1 to 621 and encodes 206 amino acids. Gene Ontology annotation, molecular function: protein binding.